AUGGCAGAUAUAGAGACUUCUUCUCUCUUACAUAAACCUACAAAUGUUAUGAUACCGAAUCAGUUGUCUCAUGAGAUAGACCAGUCAUUGAAUGAAACCGGUAAAGAUGCUAUUCUAGUCGGGGAAACAUACGAUAAUAAUGAAGUGGAAGAAACAGUAAGCAAUGAUUUUCCAAUUUAUAACCAACGAUUUGUUGAAAUCCAUCCUCAUUCAGAGUCGAGGAACACAGAAGAGUUACAGUAUGCAAAUCAAAAGGUCUUCAAUAAGAAAACACUAGGAAUUGAAACAGAUGAAGGCAAAACCAUUUUACAACUAAGUAGUUCAAAUCAGUUUCAAUUAGAUAAUCUUGACAAAAGUAACAGUAUGAUACCGCAACAUGGUUCGCUGAUACCAUCACCAACUGAAACAUACAAUGAUGACGAGCUUAAGAAAUCAUGUCUACCGUUACCAAUUGAGAUUAGUGAAGGGAAUGACUAG
This is a messenger RNA of Heterobilharzia americana, 477 nucleotides long. NCBI's taxonomy places the organism in Eukaryota, Metazoa, Platyhelminthes, Trematoda, Strigeidida, Schistosomatidae. The record is from the annotation of a GenBank genome assembly.